Messenger RNA from Chenopodium quinoa (quinoa), 2760 nucleotides. RefSeq lists its product as uncharacterized. Bases 227 to 2167 code for a protein of 646 amino acids. The transcript has a single exon. The record is from RefSeq and is a predicted model, not a curated record. NCBI's taxonomy places the organism in Eukaryota, Viridiplantae, Streptophyta, Magnoliopsida, Caryophyllales, Amaranthaceae.
UCAUGAUACCCUCUUCAGAAAUUAAGCCAAAAUCCAGGGGCAAACUUAAAUUUUUUUAACCCCCAUUUCUCAAAUUCAAAUCAAAUCAAACUUUUAAGAUAAUCCCUCUUUACUCCUUCCUAAACUUACACACUUCAGCUUCAUCCAUUCCUAAUUCUCUCAAAUCCCACAAAAUCUCCAAUUUUAAUCAAUGUAAAUCCUCAGAAUAAACCAAUUUAAUCUCAUUAUGAUGAAUAACAAAUUUUCUGCAUCAAAAACUCAAAGUAAAACGGAGAAAAAGGUUAAAAAUCCGAGCCCCAGAAAUCCAUUGAUGGUAAAAAAUCUCAACAUUUCAUCUUCUUGUUCAUCUUCAUUUUCAUCUGCAACUUCAAUAUCUAGUGAAGCAGCAGCAGAAGCUUCAAAGGGUUGUCUCAGGUUUUUUCUGUCUAAUUACUCUUCUACUGCUACUAAAAAUGCUAGUAAUAGAAAACCCAAAUCUUUAAUUGCUCAUAAAACCCCUAAAACUGCUCCAAAUGCUAAGCGUUUGAAGGUUAAAUUGAGUGAAAAUGGUGGAAAUUUGGUGAAAAAUUGCAAUAAUUUGCGAAACCCAGAAAAACCCAUUUCUGGAAAUGUUAAAAGGUUGAAGAAAAACCCUCCUACUCCUUGUUUGUAUUCUUGGAAAUCUGGGAAAAAACCCAGCUCAAGAUCUGAUUUUUCUGUUGGUUCUGAUGCUAGAUUGUGUGAAAAAGGUGUGAGUUUUACUCCUGUAGGUAAAAAUGGUUGUGUGUCUGAUUUGGGUGAAAAGGAGUCAAAUGGUUGUGAUUCAAUCAGCCCUAUUCCGCCUAUACAGGCUUCUGUUUCGCCUGAGAUACAAGGCGGUUCGACAUCGGUGGUGAAAGCCACACCCACUACUUGUUAUGCUGCUGGUCAUGUUCUGUCUGGUGUUAGUGACAAGAGGAAAUGUAGGCCUAGAGGAUUGCUUACUAUUGGAAAUAAUGACUUGUUUGGGUCUAGUAAAACUAAGGUGUUUAGGAGUGAUGAUGAGGGUGUCCUAGAAAGUUUUAGCAAGCCUAGGGUUUCUCUUGUUCCUUUUCCAUCCGAGGCUUCGAUGCAGUGGAUAUUAUCUCCUUGUGAUGAGAACAGUGAGGACAAGGAUGAUGAUCAUGGUAAAAGUGAUGUGAAAUUGAACGAGUGUGAAGUGGUGUUGUCUCCGAAUUCAAUUGGUUGUUCAUCUUCACCUAUGUCGAGUCUUGGGUUUUCGUCUGAGUUGUGCAAUAGAAGUAGUUGUACAGCAACAAGUAGUGCAGCCACUACAAUUUCUCAUAGUAGUAGGAGUAGGAGCCCUGACUUUCGAGGUGUCCUUGGGCCUUCAUUUGAUCAUUUGGUGCGUAGCCCCUCACCAACUUAUCCUCUUUAUGUGCCGAGUUCUAAGGUUGAAGUCUCACCUAAACUAGACAAAUAUCGGCAUGAUCAUGAAAAAGAAGCUACCCCACAUUCUGAAGAUUCGAUAGGAAGUGGAAAUGUUAUUCAAACCCCACAGUCGGAUUCAAGUACAGAAAGCUUUGGAUUGUCCCAGUUGAGCAGGGAUGAGAUAUCUAGACUUUGGUUUGAAUCUGAACUUGAUUCAGUGGCUGAAGUUCUCAGAAGAACUAGCUUAUCUCCGGGAUGUGAUAAGCCUGCAGUGGAUUCACCAAAGAUGAGCUUUGAGUUUAAUCCGCUGAUUAGACCAGAUAAUUCAAUUGACCUUGCCAAUUUCCGAAAAGCCAUGGAUAGUCAGGCUUCUCCUGGGAUUCCUGAAUCAUUGCUCCGUAGUUUUCAUGAGUCUGAGGUUAGGAUAUCAUGGAGAGAAGGAUUAUCUAGCCGUAUAUUUGAUAUGGAUGAAUUAGAUUGCUGCAGAUGCUUCUCUGAUGAAGAAAAUGAUGCUGAUGAAUGCAAUAAUCCAUGUGAGUCAUAUACACCCCCACAGGUUGCUGAUACUGAUUCCAAUAAAAUUCUGGACAAUGCAUUUGUCCCUAAUGUGUUAGCUCACAACAAAGACAACAUCAGCCAAGAGGAUAUAGAAAGGUCCCCUUCUAAGGGAACGAAUAGUCCAUGUCAUGAUUCAAGCAGUGGUGGUGGAAGUGCAGAUCAUGUGGCAAAAGACUCAAGUUGGAAUGUAUGCUUUGAGAAUCAUCUGUUUCAAGUAUGACACUGUUGCUGUGCUGCACGCCUGCACCUGCUAGUCUGUAUACUUUGUUCUAACAUUCCACUUCUUCUUCAAGAUGAUUACAGUAGUGUUAUUUUUAAUUCAGUUCUCACAUCUCUUUGUAGAGAUUUCAUCCCUUUUUAUACAACUUUUUUGAUCCUUUUUAUAGAUGUAUUUAAUUUAUCUCACAUGUUCUUUCAUUUAUCUUUUCACUGAGAUUAUUUGGCAUGUGUAUUUUCUAUUUAUUUUUCAAUAGAAGGUCGAGAUUUUUUUUUAUUUUUUUGGCUGAUGCUUGAACAACUACUUGUAUCUAUCAUAUAAAGGGAUUGAUGCCUUUUAGUAAAAAGACGAGUUUAUGCUUGAAUUGACAGGACAACAAAGACAAUUGGGGAAUGAAUUAGUUUGAUGUAUCACAACGAACUACGGAUAGUCUGUGCUUGAAAUGCAGGGAAACAAGUAUAAGCAUAAAAACUUUUGAUCCAUACCAGUAUUUUACUGGGUUAUAUCAGAGCUAAGAAGAUCAAGAUCUUGCCAAGAUCCUUCUGGGAUUACCUUUACUGUCAGUCGAAAAGGUUAAGCAUCACAGGUUGUUUUAU